Molecule: messenger RNA, 4064 nt
Organism: Triplophysa dalaica
Lineage: Eukaryota; Metazoa; Chordata; Actinopteri; Cypriniformes; Nemacheilidae
Gene: lingo3a
Product: leucine rich repeat and Ig domain containing 3a
Cellular component (GO): extracellular matrix
Molecular function (GO): protein binding
Source: RefSeq, a predicted model, not a curated record
CUCAUCCAGCCUCACACACUCUCUCACACACACUCGUUCAGGAAGCCACACGCAUCUCUCCUGUCACUGGGACAAUGCGUGCGAUGAACCUGAUGACUGCUGGCUGCUGACAAUAGAUAACAAAGACAGCUCCUCUCCCCACAGAGCCACAACUCUUCACCGACCACCACCAAAGGAAGAGGGGCGAUUCUGUCGGAGUCAGGGAACCUGAUGCCGCAGCCGGAAGCAUCUGCAGGCUUAAUUGAGCGACUCAAAGCGAGCAGCUGUGCGCAGCCCACACGUAGAAGCUGAGAGGGACAGCCCAUACCGAGGGUCGGCCGAUGUGGACGUACCACCUGUCAAGUUCCAAUCCUGGGUGUGAGAUGCAGUGAUUCAGCCCCUGUAAGGUAAGGAAGGGGCAUGGCGGACUGUCCACAUCUGAGCUUACCGGGGCUGUUUUUGCUCCUAAUCACUGCAUCCGUAACACACGGCCAAAGUUGCCCGCAGCGCUGUGACUGUAUCCUGCAGCAAAGAGCCGUGAUGUGCCAGAACAAGCGUCUGAGCUCAAUUCCCGGAGGCAUACCGGUGGACACGCGGCUGUUGGACUUGAGCGGCAACAGUUUGCGCUGGGUGGAAUACAACGACUUGGCAAGCUUCACGAGAAUGGAAGAACUGGACCUGAGCGAGAACCUCAUCAGUGUCCUGGAACCCAAUGCCUUUUCCAGUUUGCUCAAUCUCAAAGUCUUGCGUCUGCGCGCCAACCAGCUGAAACUCAUACCCAUGGGUGCCUUUUCACGUCUCGCCAACCUCACCAUGUUGGAUCUUAGUGAGAACAAACUGGUCAUCCUAUUAGACUUCACCUUUCAGGACUUGCGAAACCUGCGCAAUUUGGAAGUCGGGGAUAAUGAUUUGGUGUACAUUUCAAACAAGGCUUUUCUGGGUCUGGUUGGUCUUCGGGAACUCACGAUUGAAAGAUGCAACCUGACUUCCAUAUCUGGACAGUCUCUUUCCUACCUUCGCGGUUUGGUGACCCUACGAUUGCGCUACCUCAGCAUUGCUUCGUUGGAAGAGCAGAACUUUCGUAAACUUGGCGGUUUGCGGGGUCUUGAGAUCGACAAUUGGCCCUUCCUUGAGUACAUUUCUCCACACAGCUUCCAGGGUCUCAAUCUCUCCUGGCUCUCGAUUACCAACACCAAUAUUUCCACAGUGCCUACGGGUGCUCUCCGAAACCUUGCUCACCUGGCCAGCCUCAAUCUUUCCUACAACCCCAUCUCUGUUCUUGAGUCCUGGGCAUUGCGUGAUCUUGUACGGCUAAAGGAACUCCACCUAGUUGGCACGAAGCUGAUAUUAGUGCAGCCGUAUGGUCUCGGAGGUUUGCAGCAGUUGCGUUUGCUCAAUCUAUCAAACAACGCAUUGGUGACGUUGGAGGAGGGCUCCUAUUCAGUUAACACCCUGGAGACGUUGCGUGUAGAUGGCAACCCUUUGUCCUGCGACUGUCGCCUACUCUGGAUCCUGCAGCGUCGGAAGACUCUCAAUUUUGACCGAAGGUCACCGGUUUGCGCCGCCCCUGUGGAAGUACGAGGAAAAGCACUCAACAUGUUCUCGGACUCAGCGCUCUUUGACCACUUCACAUGUCAAAGGCCGAAAAUCCGCAACCGUAAGCUACAACAGCUCACAGCACGUGAAGGUCAGGUGGUGUCAUUUGUGUGCAGUGCAGAAGGAGAUCCGGCUCCCGUCAUUUUUUGGAUUUCCCCUCAACGCCGCCGUAUCACCACCAAAAGCACUGGUCGUGUUAUUGUACUUCCUGAAGGUACGUUGGAGAUCCGGUAUGCCCAGGUGACAGACAGCGGUACUUACAUCUGCAUAGCAAGCAACGCUGGUGGCAACGACACCUACUUUGCGACAUUAACGGUCAGUGGUUUGCCACUCGAUAGUGCCCUGGCAGCAAACCGCACGUACUACGUAGGCGAUCUUAAUGACACAAACUUAAACGACACGCGAGUCUUCCUUAAGUUCACGUUGGACCUCAAAACCAUCCUGGUGUCAACAGCAAUGGGCUGCAUCACUUUUUUGGGUGUGGUUCUGUUCUGUUUUAUACUGCUGUUCGUGUGGAGCCGAGGGCGCGGUCAGCAUAAGAACAAUUUCUCAGUCGAGUACUCCUUCAGAAAGGUCGAUGGACCAGCAGCCAGCGGCGGUCAAGGGGGUGCGCGAAAGUUUAACAUGAAAAUGAUAUAAAACAGAGAAAACCAACGGAAUGAUCAUUUUUAUUAUCAAAUUGAGUUAGUCCUGCAUUCAAGUGUUUGGGUUUCCAAUCAUUUUAAGAUGGAUGAUUUUAAAGGGAGCAAUGAAUUAUAUAGUUACUAUCAGCUAGCUUCCAUCUGCCGUUAUUUAUAAGCUAUUCUUACUUUUGAUCCCGUGUGGCAUUUUACGCAAUCUUCAUGAUGGAGUGAAAACUCCCGUGUGGUGCACGCUGGAUCAAGGUGCCCUUUCGGAAAGUCUCAGAUAGUAAACUGCUUAACUGUUCAAAAUAUCACCAUGUAACUUCUACAGAAUAAGUCUGCUCAGACGAAAGUUCUCAUAAAUUCUUCUUUAUUUUAGCAGUUUUGUAAAAGUCCAUAAUGAUUCACACUAUCACUAUCAAAAGGUGCUUUCAGCUUGCCAAGGAAUUGCCAACGGCCUCAAAAGUCAACCGAACACAUCAUUGUCCCAAUGUUGUGACUAAUGUAGAUGUCUGGGAGGCUUGUUUCAACCCCUAGGCAAUUUAAUUCAUAAAUGAUGCCCAUGAAUUUGUAGAUUAUGGGCGUAAAGUUCACACUGCCAAUUUGACAACGAUCUGGACGGUCUCCGAAACUAUUGGGUGAGAUAUGAACUGCCUAGAAGACUGUUUUAAAAAAUGAAUCUUUCUCGAGGUAGUCGAUUUCAGUUCUCAUUUGAAUUGCUCUGGAUAGUGACACCAUGUACAGAGUUUCUAUAUUAUUACACUGCCACCUAUUUCUUAGUCAUGCCUGCCUGCAAACCGUAAACACGCACACACAUACAGAGGUACUGUAUAGACCACAAAAAAGCACAUGUUUAUAUAGCAUUACAUAUUUAUAGUUCAGAGGACACUUUCACCAAUGCAUCUUCUAGAUUGACAAUUUAAGACAUUUGUAUCUACUGUACAUAUGAGUGUUUUUGUGUACAUUUUGGUGCCCUGUUUUUCAAUGUGAAAUACUUUUUUCCCAUGUUCUUGACGAUAAUCAUAGAUGUGACAAACUCUAAAAGAGGUUUUUAUUAUCUAUAUAUAUAUUUCCUGCACAUUUUUACUGUUUAAUAACCUUGGGUUGUACACGCCAUCAAUGUCUGUAUGCUUUCACUGUGUAAACGUCUGAGAAUAAGCAAAAAGGAGCACGUCAGGACGUCAACCAAAUGAUUUAUUUCACAUUGUUUCAUUCGCAUGAGCAUGAUUGUGGGAAGCCCUGUGGAGAAAUGGGAUACAAAAACCAUCAAAGAGACAUUUACAACGCAUUUUGUACGGGAUCCACAACUCCUUGGAUCCAUUAUGAAAUAAUUAUGCUUGCAUUUUGUGUUUAUAAAUAGAAUUGAUCAAAUUCUUCUUGAAUCAUUUGUGAAGUGCCCCCGUUUAUAAUAUGACGGGCAGGCACUGAAACAAAGCUUUUUUUGCUGCCCCCUACGGUUUACCUUUGAUACUUCAAAGACAAAACUACACAGGGGUUAGUUCUUGUUUUUAGAAGUUUUUGCUUUCUGCUUGUCGAUUCCUUUUGAACACAUAUCUUACAUCGAAAUAAAUCAGCUAUAUUAGUAAAUCUCCAGUAUCAUUUUGAAAAGAUCAGACACACGGUUUUAAGGAACAUUAUAUGGAUAUUGUAAACUGCCACAACUUGUCAACAACUAAAACAAAUCAAAUAAGCUUUUUUGAUAUUUUUGUAAUAAUGUCAUUUUACAGUUUUGUUUAAGGUACGAUAAAUAAAUGGGGGUCCACAUUUUCAUGUUCUUGACGGGUUCAUUCAUUCUUACGGUAUGUCAAGAAUAUCGUUCUUGUACUAAUGUUACAAAUACUGUUUAUAAAAGCAUGUGUUUAAGUC